UAAAAAGGAAAAUUAAAAACAUUUUAAAAGUGAAGUAAAAUAGAAAAAAUUAAGAAAAGGAUAGGAAUUGGCCCUACAAUGCCAAUGGAACUACUCAUCACUAAAGGAAACAUUUGGCUCAUGAAGCUCAUAGGGAGUAUGAAGAAGGUGUCGUUACAUAGGUAUGAUCGAUCAAAGCCAUAUACAUUCCAAACUUCUCCAUGGUAGCAUGUUGGCAAGUAAGGAAAUGUCUCAUUGCUAGGCUUCCCUUUUUUAUCCUCUUGGCAGUGAUAAAAAUAACAAACCUUGGCAGACAUAUGCCUACUUAAUUUGAGCCUAGCAAACACCAUAAGAAGCCUAACUCUUAGGCCUUGUAGAAAAAAGACAUUUUAUUCUCGUAUCUUAAGAGACAAAUGUAUUGGAAUUGGAAUCUCCACUAUAUUGGCUAAGAAACUAACACAAACCUUUUAUAACUAUAGGGAGUAAUACAAUUUUCUUCGACAAUCGAUGUGGUACCAAACUUCGCAGUUAGCUUCUCAGCUCUUGAGUUAACUACCUCUCACCUCCCUUUCCAACCAUGGAACCCAACCCCCAUAUUAGUAUUUUUGAUAGAAUCGAAUGAAUCUAAACAAAAAAGGAAGGGAAAAGAGAAUGUUAGAAGGAAACAAUAACCAUAAAGAACAUGAGAGUGCCAGAAAACAACACAAAAAAAAAAACAUAGGAAGAGAGGAAGAACAAAAACAGUGUAAAAGGGAACAAAUAGAUUAUUGAAAAAGGGAAUUUGCCUACUGCAAGGAUAUUAUCAACAUCAUAGCGACAAUCACCACCUCUCAAUGUCCUAAAAUGUAUGUUAGACAUAGUUUUGACUACACCCAGAGUGGUGAAAAUUGAUUCACAAUUAAUUCAUUUAAUGUUUUUGUUAUAACGUAGACAAUCGAUUAAGUAAGCAUAAGAGACAUACAAAAUCACCAAAUUACUUGCUCAACGGUUAGUCGAUUGAACGACAAAAUAAUAGAUAAUCGACAAUAAGGUUAUAAGGGACUGUACGGUUACGAUUAACCGACUAAUAUGAACGGUGUGAUUAAUGGUAAGUAUAAAUUGCUUAACAGUUAAUAGAAUGAAUGGUCACAAUUAUUACCGAAUCAAACCUACUUUAGUUGGCAUUGGAUGACAGGUUGUUUGGAUGCAACAUUUGGAUGAGUUAUUUUGGCCGAAAUAACUCAUUCCGAGGUAUUUGGAUUAAAAUAACUCGCUUGGCAAACAAAAUGUGGGUUGCGUUAUUGAUGACUCGGUAUUUGCACAUGUUUUCUCCUUUGUUUCUUGAUUGUUUGAGCUUGAAUUAUUGCGUCUUUGGCCUAUUUUAUGCUAGGUUGUGUUCCUUUGUCCCAUUUCAGGUCCUAGCACAUAAAGUGAAGCAUAGGCGCAAGUUUCAAGUCAAUCAGAGAUCAAUUGACGAUUCGAGAGAAGAAACUCGGGCAUGACCUGAAGAAGAAUGGAUUUCUACCUCACUUUAUGGACAAAGAAUCAUGCAAGCUUGUUAUGAAACGAAAGAGGACGAGACUACGAGCGUCUGGGAUCAAACGGCGAUUGAUUCGGAGUCCGGACGAGGGAGAAACGAAGCAUUAAACAGAGGCUGAGCAAGCUGCACGGGCAGACCAGCGUGGCCACGCACGGCCGUGCAAGUGACCAGUUUGGCCGUGCGGGAUUGUGCGUGGGCACGCACGGGAUUGUGCGUGGCCACGCACGGCCGUGCAACAUACAAUUCUGGCCGUGCGAGUUGGCUGAGGUUCAACUAAUUGAUACGCCGCGUUUUGAGGUGCACGGCCAGAAUGGUGAUGUGCACGGCCGUGCACCCUGGCCGUGCGAGUCGGGAUUUCCUGGUUUUAAGCCAAAUUCCGAACCAAAGAGGAGGGAGAGCUGGGUUUUGGAUCCCAAAAACCCAAGGGACGAACCCUAGAGAGAGAGAGCGACUUGGGAACAUUCUUGGAGCUAUUUUGGAGGAUUUCUUCGCCAUUGGAGCUCGGGAAUCAAGCUUGGAGAUGGAGAUUGAAGAUCUAGAUCAGAUUUCUGCAGUCUCUCUCUUCUCUAUGGAGUAACUUCUCUUCACUUAGGUUUUGAGGAACCCUAGUUCCAUGAGUUAGGAUCUUUCUUGUAUGAAGUUUUGGAUGCUUUAUUGUUUGAUUAUAAUCGAUUGAGGCAUGAUUUAUUGAGUCAAUUGGAUCUUGAUCAAAUUCUCUUGAUUUCUGCUUUAACCUAUGAUAGAUAGAAUCUGAUUAGGUUAAGAGAGCUUCCUUGAUUGAUAGUAGUGAAUUGGUUGUGCGAGAGUCAAUCAAUUCACUGCUUUGUACUGGAAUUCAUUCCAGUAGUGGAGUUCUGUGCUUAUUGCUUCAGCGUUCUAUCCCGGUGAAGACUAGUCGUCUGCCGGAUAGUUAGACUGAGAGGGCUUGGUCAGCUUAAGAGAUUCCAAGCUACUGUCGGAUCUUCCGCAGUUUAAUCAACAGUAAAUCAACCAAAAUGAAUUACAACUUGGACCUAAUUGAGGAGCUAGGGGGAAUCAUACCUAAGUGAGUUCCCAAACUGUAAUUAGUAGUUUUACUUAGUUUAGUUAGUAGAGUAGUUUAGUUAAUCAAUCCUUAAUCUAGUUUGCUAGAUAAUGAACUGAAGCUGAGUAAUAGUAACUCUAGAGACCCGUGGAUUCGAUAUUUAUUACUUGUGCCACUAUACUGCAGUCCCUUUCAUUGGUUACACUUGGCCAUUGUUAGGUGUUGUGUUUUAGAGCACCAAGUUUUUGGCGCCGUUGCCGGGGACUUUCUAGAGUAUUAGGAAAGGCAGAAGUUUGUUACUUUAGCGUUUUUCUUUUCUUUUCCACCCUUGCUUUUCACUUGGGUGUUUUUGUUUUUGUUGGUGCAGAUCUGAAUCAUGGAUCCUAAUGGCUUCUCCAAUCAUUGGGGGUAUCCACCACCAUCCGGGUGGUAUUACCCUGAGACUCCCUGGAGCAAUCAAGGAGGAGAAGACUAUGGAUUCGGAUUCCAGUACCAACCCCCUUUCUACGGAGAACAACCAGACCCCUGGGCAUAUCAAGAACAAUCUCCUUAUCAAGAAGAAUUCCUCCCACAACAAGAAGGGCCAUCGGAUCUGGAGUUACCCAUGGCGGCCUUCACGGGCCAUUCUGCAGAGCCAUGCUACACUCCACAGCCAGAUCCAAACUAUGAAUUGAGGCUUCUCGUGGAGCAGAUUGCUCGAGUACCUGAGAGAUCUUUUCCCGAGAUGGAUCCUCAUAUCCAGGCCAUUGCCCAAACUGACUUUUCCUUCCCCCGUGAAACAGAGGAUACCAUCCGGAGCAUAAAGAAGCACCUAGAGGUCAUUGAGAAAGCUUGUUCACAGUUUUCUCAAGACAACCUUUAUGCUGCCAUACAAGUAGAGGAGGAGGAAGAAAAAGGCAAUCAUGAGGAUGUUGAGGAGCAUACAGAAGUUGUCAUAGAAAGCUCCCAUGAUAAUCAUGAUCAAGUGUAUCCUUUGGUGGUAGAUCAUAACUUUCACCAUUUCCGCUCUGACAUGCUGGGCUCGAGUGAGGAGAUGCAAGCUGAACUUAUCGAGAACCUUGCAUGGAGACUUGCUCUCCAAUUCGUGCUGGAAGAAGAAGAGCAAGAAAGGGUGCAGAAAGAAGUUGUGAAGGAUGACAAAAGUGAAGCAGAAGGAGUUCUUGAUCUUUUCUCAGGGGUGAUACCACAUGAAGAAGAAAGGGAGGUUGAGGAAGCAAUUGGCGUCCAGGCUGAGGAUGAAGUUGAGGUGGAAGAGGCAUGCACCGGCCAUGAGUUGCAAGUAAUAUCCCCACCAAACUUUGAGGAACUGCUUGGCAAGGACCCAUUUGCAGUGUCUCUUUGCCAGACCAAGGCCACAUCGACAUCGGUCCCUCUUGGUGGACGCGAUGGUGGCCAAUCGAUGCUGUCAUAUCUGGUUUGGGGCAAUGAGACGAGAGAAGAGAAGAAGAGGUCUCGAGGGUGGAGACUUCAUCUGCAUCAAGUACAUGAGCCUUCAUCACCUGCCACACCACAUGCUCAUGACUUGCGACUCCACCUCAUCGACGAGAACCUCAACUUCAAGGAGGUUCUAGCAUGGACCGAAACUUAGGAGCCAUCGUCCGGCUCACGACGUGAAAGAAGCGCUUGUUGGGAGGCAACCCAACCAGUCGGUUUGCAUUUCUUUCUCUAUUUCUCCUCGGUUGAGUCAGUUUUGUUAUUUGAUUUUAGAGUCAAUAACUCAACCUUUGUGAGAUUUUGUGUGGUGUUUGUGUUCUGAUUACUCUCUCUUCCUGGAAUGCACUGCCUGACCCGUACAUCAUCAUUCACCCUUGAUCUGGUAACUUCGUUCUACCCUCCUUAUCUUUCCUCCAUUGAGGACAAUGUCGUGCUUAAGUGUGGGGGGAUGUUCGAUUAUGUAUGCGGGUGAAUGUUUGGCUGUUUGUGUGCUUGGAGCCUAGUCCAAGUACGUGUUUCCAUGCAAUUGCCUGCUCAGUAUGCUUUGAAUUGACAGUCUUUACAGUAAUAUGCAACCUAGGGAGGUAGUGUAGCACUAUGGAGGAUGUUGAUGCAUUUAAGAAGUCUCAUUGCUUCUUCAUAUUGUGUUGGUUGAUUGAGUGAAUUAGUGAUCUUAGGAUCCUUGAAUUGUGUGGUGUUGUGGAUUCUCUACCUGUCAUGGACUCUUGUAUCAUGUUUUGAGUUUAACAGGUGCUCGAAAUUGUGCUUCAAAAUAACGUCUCCCGUGCGAAUAGGGCGAAAGUGUGUAAGGGGAGACGGGAAUUCGUUCCCAAUUUCCACCUACUACCUCCAGCCCCCUUACAUGUCUUUCCCCCGCACGAGGCUCGAGACAUCCGCUCCUGGCAUGGCCGGUAAGAGCAGGUUGGGACCCUUGAAAAAGAAAAGAAAAGAAAAAUAUCAGAAAACAAGCAAAACAAAAAAAAGGGGGUCUCAACCAUCUUCAAGAAGCAGAAAAUAGAGCACCUUGAAAAAUGUGAGUCCAUGAUCUGUUGUUUUUGAGAAUCUCCUCAUCCACAAUUCAUUUGUCCUCUGUUCACUAUUUGCCAUGAUGCCGACUCGCCGAAGAAGUUAUGAGAUGACUUGUGCGUCGGUUGACCUCGUAAGCUGCUAAAUGAUCUAGGAAGUCCUCUACCUACGAUUUGGGUUGUUUGUUGCUAUAGAGGUCUGGAGAGUUGCAUUGGUUUGAGUUAGGUUUGCUUGGGGACAAGCAAACAGUUAAGUGUGGGGGGAUUUGAUGACUCGGUAUUUGCACAUGUUUUCUCCUUUGUUUCUUGAUUGUUUGAGCUUGAAUUAUUGCGUCUUUGGCCUAUUUUAUGCUAGGUUGUGUUCCUUUGUCCCAUUUCAGGUCCUAGCACAUAAAGUGAAGCAUAGGCGCAAGUUUCAAGUCAAUCAGAGAUCAAUUGACGAUUCGAGAGAAGAAACUCGGGCAUGACCUGAAGAAGAAUGGAUUUCUACCUCACUUUAUGGACAAAGAAUCAUGCAAGCUUGUUAUGAAACGAAAGAGGACGAGACUACGAGCGUCUGGGAUCAAACGGCGAUUGAUUCGGAGUCCGGACGAGGGAGAAACGAAGCAUUAAACAGAGGCUGAGCAAGCUGCACGGGCAGACCAGCGUGGCCACGCACGGCCGUGCAAGUGACCAGUUUGGCCGUGCGGGAUUGUGCGUGGGCACGCACGGGAUUGUGCGUGGCCACGCACGGCCGUGCAACAUACAAUUCUGGCCGUGCGAGUUGGCUGAGGUUCAACUAAUUGAUACGCCGCGUUUUGAGGUGCACGGCCAGAAUGGUGAUGUGCACGGCCGUGCACCCUGGCCGUGCGAGUCGGGAUUUCCUGGUUUUAAGCCAAAUUCCGAACCAAAGAGGAGGGAGAGCUGGGUUUUGGAUCCCAAAAACCCAAGGGACGAACCCUAGAGAGAGAGAGCGACUUGGGAACAUUCUUGGAGCUAUUUUGGAGGAUUUCUUCGCCAUUGGAGCUCGGGAAUCAAGCUUGGAGAUGGAG
This is a messenger RNA of Linum trigynum, 6012 nucleotides long. The record is from the annotation of a GenBank genome assembly. NCBI's taxonomy places the organism in Eukaryota, Viridiplantae, Streptophyta, Magnoliopsida, Malpighiales, Linaceae.